This is a messenger RNA of Pseudopipra pipra, 2971 nucleotides long. RefSeq names its product cytoskeleton associated protein 2 (gene CKAP2). Gene Ontology annotation, biological process: negative regulation of microtubule depolymerization. The record is from RefSeq and is a predicted model, not a curated record. Gene Ontology annotation, cellular component: microtubule cytoskeleton. NCBI's taxonomy places the organism in Eukaryota, Metazoa, Chordata, Aves, Passeriformes, Pipridae. The coding region runs from base 482 to 2365 and encodes 627 amino acids. The transcript is spliced from 9 exons.
GCGCGUGGCCGCGGCGGGUGGCGGGGGAGCCGGUGGGAGCGGGGAGCUGGUCGCUCUCCUCGAGAAGCCGGAGGCAAGGGAAGGCGCCCCAGGCGAGGUCCACUACCGGCAGGUCUUAGCAGCAGCGCUCGCUGUCGUGGUCUUAGAGCGUCUGGCCGGUGCGAGCGGGCGUACGAGACUUCGCCCUCCCUUGACAGCGCUGGGGCCGGUGCGGACCGCUCCCCAUCGCAUCCCACACCUCAGCCUAUCAUCCCAUACCCUGCCCCAGGCAGGGCCCCUGGGGUAGAAGCCUUCCCUCACGACGAAAGAGACGCCCUAACAACAAAGGCGACAAAAAGUCGAAGAAUAUUUAUCAAGAAAGAAAACUUUCUCUGGUGUGCCCAUUCAAGAAAACCAGACAUCGAUCAGUAGCAGAACUCUGAGAGCAACUAGCAGUAAACUGCAAGACAACUUACAGCUCUCAACAUCUCCAAAGCCAGAAAUGGAAAAUAAAGAGAAUGAUGAUAAACUGUCAUGGGACCAAUCAAGUGUAAGCUCAGAAAAAAAUGUUACUUUAAACUCUUCCACAAUCCCACUGACAAGUUACCUAUCAGGGACAAACUGGAAUCUUGAAGAUCAAGCUUCUAAGGCCAAAGCUACUGAAAUAAAAUCUCAGCAUGCAUCACUUAGUAAGGCCUUCUUGGAAAUAAAAAAAAUAAGAGAGAAGCAAUUGAUUGCGGAAAAACAAAAUGCAAGUAUCAGCCUACCAAAGAAACCAGCGCUCGGCAAAUACCGUGGCAAAGUUAUCCCAUCCAAGAUAAAUUCCUUCCGAAAACCAGUAAAAACUGAGGGGGAAAAAAGUUCUUUGCCAGAGAAGAAGCUUCUUCCUUCUGCCACCAAACAAGCAGGAAGUUCUAUGUCUACGAAAAGCUGUAGUGCAGUUCUGAAGAAUAUCAAAGUCACAAACAACCCUAAGUCUGUAAAAUCGAAUAGUGCCCUGCCAUUUCACAGCAAGCCACCUGAAAAAGCUGCUAUUAACUCACAGUCUGGUCUGAAGAAACAGCAACCGACAUUUGCUGCAGCACCAAAGAAAGUAACAGUCCAAAAACUGGUUGGUGCAAGGGGACCACAGCCACCAAAGGCUGCUUAUAGCAAUCCUGACCACAGAGUGCGAGGUGUGAAGAAAUGUGCAGAUUUUUGUGAAGGUGCAAGACCAGAAGCUCCAGCAAAACCAGUUCCUGUUGUUCCUGGUACAAAACCAGGGCAGAAUUCUAAAACUAAUGGCCACAGAAACUCUACUCUGCCAAAAGAGUCAGCAGAAGAGAGAAGAGCUCGUCUGGAAGAUUGGAGGGCAUCUAGAGGAAAAGUGAUGAGACGACCUCCUGCACACAUGCUUCUUGGAUCCCAGUCUACAAGUGAAGAACAAGAAUGCUCUUCUGCUGAUGCUUUAAAGCACAUAUUACACAGUGAAAAGGUCAACAAGAUUCUCAGCGAAUGCCUGCAGUUAACAGAACAGGGAUGUCGAGGUGAUGAAAUACGUGCAAUGUUGGAAGACCUCACACAGAGCAUUCCUGGGGUUAAAAAGCUUGCGAAAUAUUGGAACUGCUGUAUUCGUCUUGAACAGAGGGGCCCUCUUGAAAAGCUUAUUGCUGUCUAUGAGGAGGCCAUUUUGGCAGGAGCGAUGCCUAAAGAAGAACUACGACACACACUAAUAGAUACUAUGAAAAAUAAUGAAAGCCUUUUUAAGUCUGAGAAUGGGGAAACUGUGAUAGAAGCUCAUUUAAGUGAGUUAAUGGAAGUCAGCAAGGAACCAAAUUCAUCUGUAGAGCCAGUUCAGGAAACCCUCAAGGAUUUCUGUUCUGAUGAUGUCCAAAAAGCAGAGAGUGAUAACAAGAAGACAGAGGCAAGCAGCGAAGCUAUCCAGAAAGAAGAAACUGAUUUAGACUUAAAACCAAGGGAAGAGAUCUUACCAAAAAAGAACAAAAAGCACAAGGCUAAAGAACGUACAAAAAAGAAAGGAAAAUGUGAAACAGAACAGCAUGAGGAUGGGACAAAAGAUAUAGCUCAAGCAGUUAAUUCUCCUGAGAAGGGGAAUGACAAAUCUUGUUCAAUGAAAUACAAUCCUCCUACCACACCAUACUUGGAAAGAGUGAAGAUGUCUCAUGAGGCAAAUUACUCCAGUGGUAAAGAUCUGAAAAUUGUAACCCCUUUGCGAUAUUCUCAACGCAUUCGAGACAAAAUGUGCAAGCUGCCUGAUACUGGCAAAGAUCAAGAUCCAUGUGUCCCUUCACUUGAACAGCUGGAAGAAUUGGAAUCAAAAGCCACUGUAUUUAUCCACAAACAGAGCAAUGCCUUCCAAGAAACAAAUGCUGAAAUAGAAGAGUAAAAACUAGUGUUACUGUUAUAUAGGGGUUAAAGAUUUGAUUUUAAGGAGAGUUGAAUGGGACUUGUUUUUAGCAGCUUUGAGAGAGGAUCUAAGACUCAUGUGAAUGGCUUAAGGUGAAAUUUGACAGCCUGAGUCACUAAAUAAACUUUUAAAGUUUCUGCCUUUUCAAAAUUGUAAUAAAUCUGCUCUGGUUUAGUACUAGAUUGAUGUCUGUGUUUAACUAUAUUUCAUUAAAUAUCAAACUAAGGACUAGGUGUAAAGCUUCAUGUUGUAGUAUAUUGCUAAUACCUACUCUUCUUGCAAUUGCAGAACUCUAAGGAAUUCUUAGGAACCUUUCAAUUUAAGAAAAUAAACAGUAAUGUAGGCAUUCUUAUAGGUCAAUGUCUACUACAUCAUCUAGUUUUGAAAACUGAAGCCACCUUGUAAGGUGUAGGCUAAAUUUAAACUUCUAUUGAGUUUUAGAGGCGUUUCAACAAAACAUUUUAAUCUCUUUAGUUACUGACAUUGUUGAUUAUCAAGUAAUCUUAAUAAGGUCUGAUACACUACUUAUGUGACUGUUUUAAUGUUGGUUUGCAUUAGUCUCUAAUACAGUAGACAUUAAACUUA